GUUCUUUCUUGUCACCUGGAGCUGGACCUGACGAUGGCAUACCAUCUCAUCUCUUCACCACUGUUCCUUCUCGCACAAUUGCUCGCCGUCGCCGUCCCUCUCCUUCUGCUCCUGCUUCACCAACGCUCAUCAAUUCGCCGCCGUCGUCGCAGCAGCAGCAGCAGAUCGGCCAAGCAGGGAGGACAGCUCCUGCCGCCUUCGCCCCCGGCGCUGCCCAUCAUCGGCCACCUUCACCUCGUCAGCGACCUCCCGCACGUCUCCCUCCGUGACCUCGCCGCCAAGCAUGGUGGGGACGACGGCCUGAUGCUGCUCCGUCUCGGCGCUGUUCCCACCCUCGUCGUGUCAUCGCCGCGGGCCGCGGAGGCGAUCACGCGCACGCACGACCACGUGUUCGCGUCGCGGCCCACGUCCACUCUCAGCGACGAGAUCCUGUACGGGUCCUCCGACAUCGCCUUCUCCCCCUACGGCGAGCACUGGCGGCAGGCCAGAAAGCUGGUCACCGCGCACCUCUUCACCGUCAAGAGAGUGCACUCGUACCGCCGCGCCCGCAAGGAGGAGGUGCGCCUGGUGGUAGCCAAGGUGCGGGAGGCGGCGGUGGCGGGCACGGCCACGGACAUGAGCCUUGCCAUGAACACGUUCGCCAACGAUAUCAUCAGCCGCGCCGUGUCCGGCAAGUUCUUCCGGGCGGAGGGCCGGAACAAGCUCUUCCGGGAGCUGGUGGAGGCCAACUCUGCUCUGUUCGGAGGGUUCAACCUGGAAGACUACUUCCCGGGGCUGGCGAGGGCGUUAGGUUUCCUUAGCAGAAGGCUGUUGUUUCUGCGCAACAGGCGGCGGGUCCAGGAGACGCACAGGAGAUGGGACGAGCUGCUCGAAACCAUACUGAGCGACCACGAGGGAAGAAGGGGUUCUGUCUCUGUGGACGGUGGUGGUGACUUCACCGACGUGUUGCUCUCGGUUCAGACAGAGUACGGAAUGACCAGAGAUCAUCUCAAGGCCAUCUUGGUGGACAUGUUCGGUGCGGGCACUGACACGUCAUCCUUGGUCCUAGAGCUCGCCAUGGCCGAGCUGAUGCGCAACCCACAGCAGAUGGCCAAGCUACAAGCUCAAGUUCGGAGGCACACACCGGAGGGGCAGGAAACGGUGGAGGAAGAGAACCUAUCCGACAUGCCCUACCUGAGAGCCGUGGUGAAGGAGACGCUGAGGCUGCACCCACCUGCCCCGCUCCUCGUCCCUCACCUGUCCCUGGCGGACUGCGUCGUCGAUGGCUACCACGUCCCCUCCGGCACCCGGGUCAUCGUCAACGCCUGGGCUCUUGGCAGAGACCCGGGCUCGUGGGAGAAGCCAGAGGAGUUCCUGCCGGAGAGGUUCAUGGACGGCGGCAGCGCUGCUGGCGUCGACAUCAAGGGGAACCACUUCCACUUCUUGCCGUUUGGAGCUGGACGAAGGAUUUGCCCUGGCCUCAACUUUGGGAUGGCUACGGUCGAGAUCAUGCUAGCAAACCUCGUGUACUGCUUCGACUGGCAGCUGCCCAUGGGCAUGGAGGAGAAGGACGUUGACAUGACGGAGGUGUUUGGACUCACGGUGCAUCCAAAGGAGAAGCUCAUGCUUGUUCCCAAGCUUCCUGCUACUGCUGCACCUACUGCAACUGCUCGUCAACUCCAUCCUCCAAGCUGCUGACGAUCGAAGGAAAACUGCAUGCAGCGGGUGUAGAGGACGAGCACGUACGUACGUACAAUGCACAUGCCAAUGGUGAAGUGAACUACACUCUACAGAGAUAUAGAUGGUUUGGAGUUUGGAUUCCAUGUAUAUAUAUAUCUAUUAUUAUACUAGGAAAAGAUGUCCGAGUGUUGCUAUCGUACGGGUCAUGUAAACUAUGUUAAUCUUAUGUGUGUGUUUACUUAUAUAGUAAUAAAAAAAGCUAUUUUG
Messenger RNA from Zea mays, 1926 nucleotides. Its product is annotated as indole-2-monooxygenase-like. The transcript is spliced from 2 exons. The record is from RefSeq and is marked provisional. NCBI's taxonomy places the organism in Eukaryota, Viridiplantae, Streptophyta, Magnoliopsida, Poales, Poaceae. Gene Ontology annotation, molecular function: heme binding; oxidoreductase activity, acting on paired donors, with incorporation or reduction of molecular oxygen; iron ion binding. The coding region runs from base 34 to 1677 and encodes 547 amino acids.